AUGAAGCGUGCUGAAGAUCAGGGUGUCAAGGCUUAUGUCUGGACCAUCGAUGCUCUUGCUACUUCCGUUCGCCAUCGCGCUGCUCGUUACGACACCACCAAUGCUAACGGUGCUACGUCUGUCCUUAGCUGGGACCUCUUUAAAGAGAUCAAGGCCCACACCAAGCUUCCCAUCAUCCUCAAGGGCAUUACCACCACUGAGGAUGCUCUUCGAGCUGUCGAGGCUGGAGCUGAUGGUAUCUGGCUCUCAAACCACGGCGGUCGCCAAGUUGACUACUCUCCCUCUCCUCUCGAAAUCGCCUACGAGAUCCGUCGCAAUGCCCCUGAGAUCUUCGCCAAGACCGAGGUUAUUGCCGACAGUGGUAUCCGAUAUGGUAGCGAUGUUAUCAAGCUGCUGGCUCUUGGUGUCAAGGCUGUUGGUCUUGGACGUCCUUUCAUGUACUCCAACGUUUACGGUGUUGAGGGUCCCAAGAAACUCAUCCAGAUCCUCAAGAGCGAGAUCCUCGCCGAUGCUGCUCAGAUUGGUAUCACUGAUCUUCACAGCAUUCCUUCCAAGGUGCUCAACACUCGUGCACUGGAGCGCGAUGUUUACCUGAUGGAUGAGAACUAA
Messenger RNA from Fusarium graminearum PH-1, 609 nucleotides. RefSeq lists its product as uncharacterized. The transcript has 4 exons. NCBI's taxonomy places the organism in Eukaryota, Fungi, Ascomycota, Sordariomycetes, Hypocreales, Nectriaceae. Bases 1 to 609 code for a protein of 202 amino acids. Gene Ontology annotation, molecular function: oxidoreductase activity. The record is from RefSeq and is a predicted model, not a curated record.